Messenger RNA from Cadophora gregata, 1077 nucleotides. RefSeq lists its product as uncharacterized. Bases 1 to 1077 code for a protein of 358 amino acids. The record is from RefSeq and is a predicted model, not a curated record. Gene Ontology annotation, molecular function: acetyl-CoA hydrolase activity; coenzyme A diphosphatase activity. Gene Ontology annotation, biological process: coenzyme A catabolic process. The transcript has 5 exons. NCBI's taxonomy places the organism in Eukaryota, Fungi, Ascomycota, Leotiomycetes, Helotiales, Ploettnerulaceae.
AUGUCUCUAGAAAGUUUGGACACUGGCUCAGAACCAGCGUCGGAAUCAGAUAUCGAAAUCAAUGAGAGAGAUGUGAAAGAGGUUAUCGAGAGUAUCAAGGAAGCUCAAUAUUUUGAUGCAAGCAGCAUGGCUCCGCUCACUCCCGCGUCACUGGCAGCUAUUGCUCGAUUGAGGGCGUACACACCUCCCCCCUUCACAACAUGGGACAAGCUUCCGCUAAGCAGGAAAGCUGCAGUGUUGAUCUUACUAUUUGCAGACCGCCGGGGUGACCUUCGCGUUGUUCUCACUAUGCGUGCUUCAACUCUCAGAAAUUACUCUGGACAAGCGGCCUUUCCUGGUGGUAAAGCAGAUACGCUUGAGGAGAAGCCAUUCGAUAUAGCUAGACGGGAAGCUUGCGAGGAGAUUGGUCUUCCUCGAGACGACUCCAAGAUUCCUCGUCCGUUUCGAAUUGAGCAUUUAUGUCAAUUACCAUUCAGUUUCGCAAAGACUGCACUCGCAGUAAGGCCUUGUGUUGCAUUCCUGCACUCAGACGACAAUGGCGGGGAAAAGGCUGCCAGUGUAGAGGAUAGCAUGAUACCACGUCUUGAUGCAAAGGAAGUUGCAGCUGUUUUCUCAGCUCCAUUUCAUAACUUUCUUAGAGAACAAGACGAAGUUCAAGAAGGGGACCAGAUAGUUGGGAAGAAAGAAGACUGGUACGCAGGUCAAUGGCUGGACUUCCACGGCACCCAAUGGCGGAUGCACAACUUCUAUGUUCCAAUCAACAAUCAGAAGGUUACCAAGCCAAAGAUGAGAGAAGGUGGACAGGCAGCUAUCGCCGAACAGCUCGACGAGGAGGAAGAUGAAGGUAUGAUGAGGUACAAAGUAUGGGGUAUGACUGCACGGAUGCUUGUCGAUGCGGCUCGUUUGGCAUAUGGGGAAGAACCCGAGUUCGAGCACAAUACCCAUUUUGGUGACGAACCCAUGAUUGAUAACCUCUACAACAUGAAUCGACUCGGGGAGAAGAUACCCGGCGGGCCAGAUUUGACGGAUGCGGAUAUCAAGCAAGCCCGUGAGGCUGCGGGGGUGGCGAAGAUUUAG